Emericellopsis cladophorae is the source of this 1932-nucleotide messenger RNA. RefSeq names its product putative transcriptional regulatory protein-like protein. Gene Ontology annotation, molecular function: DNA binding; zinc ion binding. NCBI's taxonomy places the organism in Eukaryota, Fungi, Ascomycota, Sordariomycetes, Hypocreales, Bionectriaceae. The record is from RefSeq and is a predicted model, not a curated record. The coding region runs from base 1 to 1932 and encodes 643 amino acids. Gene Ontology annotation, biological process: DNA-templated transcription. The transcript is spliced from 4 exons.
AUGUACAUCGACAGUGAGAGAAAGAUUGAUCAGAUUGAGUCCCGGCUAGGGACCAUCGAGAGCCUGCUCAAGAACAUCUCGUCCUCGGGCAGCAGCUCCGUCACCCAUCACGCGUCGACCCCAUCGUCGCACCCCACAGCGUCCUCUCAGGACAACUUCGAAGAAUCCUCCGACGAUGACUCCGUCGGUGGCGAUGCGGGCUUUGCCUCGCAGACAGCUUUUGCGACCGAGUUCAUUGAACAUGCCGUGCAGCGCACAUCCCUGCGUGAGGUGAACCCCAACGUCAACGCCGCCCUGAACAACCUUCGGCAGCUUGUCGAGGUGCAAAAGGGGAAGAGCAUCAGUCAUGGCCCGCGGUUCCCCCUCCAAAAGUCGCUUCCACCGGGAGGCGUCGUGAAGCUUCCCCUGCCGCCUCUUGAUGUGGUCGUCGGUCUUCUGAAAUCAGCAAAGCACUCGGCACCGUCUCUCUUCUCCUUGACCUGUAGCAUCGUCGGGAUACGCGACUUCUCGAACCUCUGUCGCAAUGUCUAUUUCCCCACGGACGACGUCAGCCCAGCAAUGUGGGCGAUUGUCAACUCGGGUCUGUACAACCUGUUCAUGGAGGAGUACUCGCUAGCCGACGAUGUGGCCAAGAGGGACAUGUACCACGAGUAUGGGCUCGUCGCGCAAGCAAACCAGGAGACGUUCCUGGCAAACCUGCCUUUGUUCCAGAGUGCCAAGGUUGAAAACGUGCAAGCGCUGGUGAUCGGGGCCCAAUACGCAAUUGACGUGUGUCGCCCCAGCGUAGCCUGGCACCUCAACUGCAUGGCUGCCCUGCUCUGCCAGGCCGGUGGGUUCCAUCGUGCCGAGGUGCUCGCCAACGACCCGCCCAAGGUCGCCCAGGUCAAGGCCAUUGUCUUUUGGCAAGUGUACACCUGGGACAAGGCUCUCUCGCUCCGGCUUGGGAGGGCGAGUGUCAUGAAGGACUAUGAUAUCAGCAUUCCGGAAGGGGCCAGCUAUGAGGGCUUCAAGCAUCUUGAAAAAAGUGAUGCCCCCCAACUGUGGCUCACAGUCUCCAAGUUCCAGGGCAAGACGUUUGAAGACUUAUAUUCGCCCGCUGCGCUCAAAGAAUCCAGAGAAGAGCUAUCCCAUCGUGCACAGUCGCUGGCAGUGGAUUGUCGUGGACUCUGGGAAGAAGUGCAAAAGUCACGCGACGAGACAAUCACAUAUCUCCGGGCCAUCAACACCUCGAAGCUCGUCGACAUCUUCAUCAUAGGCGACGAGAUCCAGUUCCUCUCCUUGCUCACCAUGGUGUAUCGCGCCAUCCCUGCCCCGCCGGGGUCGCCGAGUCGCUUCAACAAUGAGUGCCUCGAGACAGCGCGCAAGUGCAUCACGGCGCAUCAGACAGGCAUGGGAUUGCUGACGCACGGAGCUUAUGUGAAGAGCAUAUACGUACACUGGAACCUGAUGCUGACACCCUUUGCGCCCUUCUUCGUGCUCUUCUGCCACGUCAUCGAAUCAUUGUCGAGCCACGAUCUUGACCUUCUCCAGCAGUUCGUCGACUCAAUCAAUCGUCUUCGGGACGCCUCGGAGCAGGUCGAGAAGCUCUAUCGCGUCUUCCAGGUCUACCGCGACGUGGCCAUGGUCUACGUCGACGCCAAGUCGCAACAGCAGGAGGACCAGACCAUGGUCCCCAUUGGAGACGAGCUCGACAUGUACCUCUCGCAGCUGGGCUUCAUGCCAGGGCUAGACCAGAAUAUGGCGGCGUCCCACCCCUCCACGGGCACCCCCAUGAUGCAGACAUCUGUGAUGGGUGGACAGCAGACCCAAAUGGCGGAUUGGUUCUCCGGGAAUCGAAACAUGUUUGGCCUGAUGGAGGAGGAUCUGUCGCAGAUGAAUACGCUGGGCUACAUGCCGUCCGAACACAUGGCGCCUGGCGACCAGCAGAUGUAG